AUGGCUUCGUUCGAGCACGACGCCAUGCUCACGGCGGCCUUCGAUCAUGACGCGAUGGCAGCCACCUCGGGCUUCAUCCACAACAAUGGUCCGGCUGGACACGGGCUUCAUCGCGACGACAUCGCCAACGCCGUCUUUGACCAUGACGAUGCUCUGGAUGGAAAGGGCUUCCACCACGACUACAUCACAGGCGUCGGCUCCAGCCACAAUGGCGCUCUGACCGGAGAGGGCCUGCAUCACGCCGACGUCGCCGAUGCGAGCUUAGACCACAAUGGCGCUCUAACUGGAGAAAACGCUGCAGAGAAUUUGGAGGUGAACAAUCAAAGUGCAUCCUCAGAAAAUGUACCAACAGUGGGAAUGUGCUUUGCAUCUGAAAAAGAGGCUCACAACUUCUAUAAUUCUUAUGCUAAAAAGAUUGGAUUCAGCAUCCGAUGGUGCCAUAGGAAAUAA
This is a messenger RNA of Phragmites australis (common reed), 450 nucleotides long. RefSeq lists its product as uncharacterized. Lineage: Eukaryota; Viridiplantae; Streptophyta; Magnoliopsida; Poales; Poaceae. The record is from RefSeq and is a predicted model, not a curated record. The transcript is spliced from 2 exons. The coding region runs from base 1 to 450 and encodes 149 amino acids.